GCAAAGAUCAUCUUACGAAAUAUAUUAUUGCUUCAAAGAGAUUAAAUCUUUAAUAUAUUCCACAAGCAGCAAAUUAAUGGCGAAUCUUACGUUUUCCUUUGCUCUUUCAAUCUUGUUAUUGAAUAGCUAUGCCUUCUCCUUGAAUUCUGUCUCAGAUAGAAAUGCACUUAUCUCCUUCAAAAACUCCAUCAUUUCCGACCCUCAUGCUAUCUUGAGCACCAAUUGGUCCCAAAACACAUCAGUCUGUGAUUGGAUUGGUGUGUCAUGCGGCCUCAAACACGGCCGUGUCACUGCUCUAAAUCUCUCUCGAUACGACCUUGCGGGAACUGUUGCUCCACAUCUCGGAAACCUCACGUUUCUCAGAUAUUUGGAUAUCCGUUUUAAUCGUUUCACGGGGAUCUUACCCUUUCAGCUCUCUAAAUUGCAUCGCUUGAAGGUGAUGAAUGUGGGAGCGAAUGCAUUCACCGGAGAAAUACCAACAUGGUUGGGCAGUUUACCUCAACUGGAAGAACUCUCUCUCUCCAAUAACUCUUUCUUAGGUUCGUUCCCGGGUGCUAUGUGCAACAAUACGCCCAACAUCAAAAUACUAGCGAUCUCUUGGAACCAACUUGAAGGGCAGAUUUCGCCAAACAUAUGGAAAUGCACACAUCUUGAGAAGUUGUCAUUAUCCUUCAACAAUUUCAGUGGCAAUAUCCCACGUGAAAUUGGGAGAUUGAGCUUCCUUACAAAGUUGUACUUGGGGUACAAUAAUGGUUUUCGAGUGAUUGUAGGAGGAGUUCCACCAGAAAUAGGGAAUCUUUCAAGACUGGAGAUAUUAUCCAUAGACAAUGCUUCUCUAACUGGAAUUAUUCCAUCUUCAAUCUUCAACAUUUCUUCCUUGACAUACCUGAGCCUCUCUUACAAUAGUUUGUCAGGAAGUAUCCCAACUUUCCACAAUCUACCAAAGCUUGAGAACUUAUAUCUUGAUGAUAACAAAUUGAAAGGUUUGCUCCCUGAUGACAUGUGCAACAACAUGCAUAGGAUAAAAGAUCUUUCGUUCUCUUCGAACCAACUUGAAGGGCAGAUUCCACGAAAUAUAUGGAAAUGCGCACAUCUUGAGAUGUUGUCGUUAUCCUUCAACAAUUUCAGUGGAUACAUCCCACGUGAAAUGGGAAGACUGGGAUUGCUUACAGAGCUGUACUUAGGGUACAAUGGUUUUCAAGGAGGAGUUCCAGCAGAAAUAGGGAAUCUUUCAAGACUACAGAUAUUAAACAUUAAGAGCGCUUCUCUAACCGGAAUUAUUCCAUCUUCGGUCUUCAACAUCUCCUCUGCGACAACCUUGAAUUUCUUUAACAAUAGUUUGUCAGGAAGUAUUCCGAUUUUCCAAACUCUGUCACAGCUUGAGGAGUUGUAUCUCAACUACAACAAGUUCACAGGAUACAUUCCUCCAAGUAUCUGGAAAUGCAAAAAACUUGAGAUCUUGGAGUUAAGUUUCAACAAUCUUAGUGGCAACAUCCCCCGUGCAAUUGGAAAUAUGAGCAUGCUUCAAAAUUUGUACAUGGAUCAUAAUCAUUUCACAGGUGAAUUACCACAAGAGAUUGGCACUGUACCAACACUCGAGAAUUUCACUGUGUUCAGCAAUUCAUUAUAUGGAUCCAUCCCAUCCUCCAUAUUCAACAUAUCAACAUUGAAGAAUUUGGAAGUUACAUAUAAUAACUUCUCAGGUACUCUUCCAUCAGAUUUGGGGAAUUCACUUCCCAAUCUUGAAAAUCUUCUUUUGAGUCUUAACCGACUCAGUGGCCAAAUUCCACCCUCUAUCAAUAAUGCUUCUAAGCUUAAAAGCUUGGAGAUGGCUGGUAACUCAUUCAGUGGCUCUAUACCCUUCUUUGGUAAUUUGAAGCUCCUAGAGCUAAUUAUCCUUUGGGGAAAUAAUUUGAGUGGAGCAGAAUUCCCAACUCAGGAAUUGACAUUUCUCUCUUCGUUAAGUAAUUGUAGACAUUUGAAGUACUUGAAUAUAUAUAGCAAUCCACUAAAUGGAAUCCUACCCUCUUCACUUGGGAAUUUUUCCUCAUCUUUAGAGGUUUUUGAAGCAUCAUACUGCAACAUCAAGGGUGUCAUUCCUUCUGAGAUGGGAAAUUUAAGUGGUUUGCUAUAUUUGGGUUUGUUUGGAAAUCAGCUGAGUGGACUCAUGCCACCAACUAUAGGGAAACUGAAGCAACUUCAAAGACUAAAUCUUAGUGGCAAUCAAUUGGUAGGGUAUAUCCCUAAUGAUCUUUGUGGAAUGAAUCAUUUGGGGGAGUUAAGCCUUGAAGGGAACUUAUUUGUGGGUCCAAUACCUGAAUGUUUGGGUGAAGUUAAAUCCUUGAGAGUCAUCAACUUAGGAUCCAACUAUUUGAAUUCAACCAUCCCUCCUAACUUGUGGAUUCUCACGGACCUUGUGUAUUUAAAUUUGUCCACCAAUUAUUUUGGGGGUCAAUUGUCACCUCAACUAGGAAAUUUAAAGCUAAUCAACUCUUUGGAUUUGUCUUCUAAUCAAUUUUCAGGCGAUAUUCCGACCUUAAUUGAUGGUUGCCAAACAUUAGAUUUUCUCAACCUAUCAAAUAAUUUUCUUAGCGGAUCCAUUCCUCAGUCGUUAGGAAACAUUAAAGGUUUAAUAACAUUGGAUUUAUCUUUCAAUAAUUUAUCUGGAUCAAUACCCAAGUCCUUAGAAGACCUUAACUUUCUUGGAAGUUUUAACGUUUCUUUCAACAAACUGGAAGGAAAAAUUCCAGACGGAGGUCAUUUCCCUAACUUCAGUGCUCCGUCUUUUUCCCACAACUUAGCUCUUUGUGGUCCAAUAGCAUAUCAAGUUCCACCAUGCCCCAAAAAUCAUCAUAGAUCAUUGUCAAAGAAACUCACGGUGUCACUGCUGAUUUUAGCUGUCAUUGUGGCGAUUGCAUUGCUUGCUUUCAUAAGGAUGUGUAAACAGAAAAAAGUACCCCUCUCGGUUCAUUUUUCAGCACAAAUUACUGAAUGCAUAGGGAUUUCUUACAACGAACUUGAACGAGGAACAAGUUCAUUUAGUGAAACCAACCUACUUGGAAGAGGUAGCUUUGGUUCUGUAUUCGAAGCAACACUUUCGGAUGGGUUGAAAGUUGCAGUAAAAGUGUUCAACUUGGAACUACAAGGAGCAGCAAGGAGCUUUGGUGUUGAAAGUUCUAUAUUGAGCAGCAUUCGACACAGAAAUUUAGUUCGGGUUAUUGGAUAUUGUUGUAAUAUGAACUUUAAAGCAUUGAUUCUCACAUACAUGCCAAAUGGGAGCUUGGAUAAAUGGUUGCAUUCCAACAAUUAUAGUCUGGAUCUUAUACAGAGUUUGAAAAUAGCAAUAGACGUUGCGGCCGCCUUGGAAUAUCUUCACCACGGCCAUACAUUCCCAAUUGUUCACUGUGAUAUAAAGCCAAGCAAUGUGUUGCUUGAUCAAGACAUGGUUGCCCAUCUUGCUGAUUUUGGCAUUUCCAAGCUUUUCGAUGGAAGCGAAACUAUCAUUCAAACACAAACACUGGCAACCAUUGGUUAUGCAGCACCAGAGUUUGGAAUGGAAGGGAAAGUGUCAAUAAAUGGAGAUGUAUAUAGUUUUGGGAUACUGCUGCUGGAGAUGUUUACCGGAAAGAUGCCAACGGAUGAUAUGUUCGGUGAAGAAAGAAGCUUAAAACAGUGGGUAAAUGAAGCAUUAGAGCAAAAAACCGCAACUCAAGUGAUGGCGUCUGCUUUGUUGUCAAGGGAAGAUCAACAUUACUCUGCCAAGGAGAAAUGCAUGUUAUCAACAUUUGAAUUGGCAAUGAAAUGUUUAGCUGAUUCAGCAGAUGAAAGGAUCAAUAUGAUUGAAACAGCAGCUGCUCUGCACAAGAUUUAUGCAACAUUUGUAGCAGCUACUCAAUGGCGUCGUCCAUGAAAUUUUUGCUAUGCCACAUUAGGUGAAUCAAAAAAGCUUGUUUUCACCCUUAGGUUUCAUUUUUUUUAAUCAUGUUUUUGGACUCACCACUGUUUAAUCUCCAUUCAUAGGUUGUGAAUCGAGGUGAAAACGGAUAUAGGAUAACGGUUGGAGCAUUGCGUUUCUAAUUGUUAUUCAGUCUACACCCUCUGUAUAGCCGUUUAGUUUAGAGUCAAUGCUUAUAAUUAGUAGAAGUCAAUCUAUUUAUCUACAUAUUUGCGCAAUAAAUUGACACCACACAAAAGCAAA
Salvia splendens (bonfire salvia) is the source of this 4198-nucleotide messenger RNA. Its product is annotated as putative receptor-like protein kinase At3g47110. The coding region runs from base 77 to 3910 and encodes 1277 amino acids. Gene Ontology annotation, molecular function: ATP binding; protein kinase activity; receptor serine/threonine kinase binding. Gene Ontology annotation, biological process: protein phosphorylation. The record is from RefSeq and is a predicted model, not a curated record. The transcript has 8 exons. Lineage: Eukaryota; Viridiplantae; Streptophyta; Magnoliopsida; Lamiales; Lamiaceae.